Messenger RNA from Lottia gigantea (owl limpet), 1686 nucleotides. RefSeq lists its product as hypothetical. Bases 267 to 917 code for a protein of 216 amino acids. The record is from RefSeq and is a predicted model, not a curated record. NCBI's taxonomy places the organism in Eukaryota, Metazoa, Mollusca, Gastropoda, Lottiidae. The transcript has 3 exons.
CCUCUGUCUUGUUUUUUAACUAAUGAUUAUGUUUAAUGAGUUAAGUGAAUAAUAUCAUGGCGUAUCAUAGGACAAUUAUGCUCUAGAGCAGUGACUGUAGGUUUAAUGGCAGACGUUAUCGACACACCUACGGGCUAUAUACACUUCAAACCGGUCCAACCAGUUUUAACUUUAAUUCAGACAGAAUUGAAUACAACAAUAUCACGUCUAAUACAAUAAACUGAUACUGUGAAUAGGCAAGGUAUUCUAUAUUGGACCAAAACAAAAUGGCUGGAUUAGGGGCGGCAGCGCUUCCUUUUAUUGCCUGUGUGGCACUACUAGCAGCAUUGAUACUUCACGUUCUGUCUUUCGCGUCACCGUAUUGGGCGUACAGUGAUGGAGUUGGUCAUUUUGGUUUAUGGAGGUAUGCGGAAUGUCUGCUAGACGAUAUUAAAGACUGUUACAGAUAUGAUAUGCACUGGGACGCACCAACUUAUCUGGAUGCAAUUCGAGCUUUAGAAUGUUUAACGCUGAUAUUCUGGUGUGUACCAAUGAUGAUAGUACCUGUAUAUAUUUAUGUAGCUCUUGGUUUACGAUAUAAAUGUUUAUUGGGCUGUAUGGCCCUGUCUAUUCUUGUAGGAGCAAUCUGCAAUGUAAUUGGUGCUAUCAUAUUUGGUGUACAGAUUGGUACGAACGAUUGGCAAUUGGGAUGGUGUUUGAUCGUGUGUAUCGUUGGUGGAGCUCUGGGUUUCGUCUCUUUUGUAGUAAUGGCCAUAGCAACUUUCAACAGACCUGAUUUCGCUAUCGAGCGCCAUUAUCCGUCAGGAUUUUACGUAGAUCCGUACAAAAAUAAGCUCUAUGUUGUUGAAAAUAUUGACCGAUAUGAAACAUUGAGUGAAAAAUCCGACUCUUCUCCAAUGGGUAUAAAUCCAUCUUAGAAUCUCAGCAUAAAUGCAGUUAGGUUGGACAGGAAUCCCAUUUUAAUUCAUACAAAUGCUUUCAUUCAUAAAAAAGUUCAAGCCAAAUAGGUUUGAUGUUAAAAACAGUAUAAAAUGGAUGAUAGCUUUUCCGGAGAAGUCAAUAUUAAUCGCUUUUGUUUGCUGAAAUAUUUGUUUACGUUUUCAGCAGCUGGCUUACAACUACUAUUAUUCAGUCUUCUAUCUCGUCUAUUAAACGGCGAAUUUAUAACCAAAUGUCAAAGAAGCCAACCGCUAUCUUCCUUAUGUAACUAACCAAUUUUCAUUCAAGCUUUGCAAGUAACCUAAGAUCUGUUCCAUUCCAUGUACAUAUAGAAUUCCCAAAGCAAAUUCAAAUUUCAGGAUUGGAAGUCACUCGAAACACCUUAGCCUUUUGCAAUAUCUAAUAGGCGUAUAUGUAAAAACACGCGAUAGGCCUAUGUGUAAAAAAAAAUCAAUCUAACUAAAAUUAUAAUUAUUGUUUCGUUAUAAUUCUUUUGGUUGGUCUCAACGACAAAAAAUAAUAUCGAAACGAAACUAUUAUCUGGUUUUAAUUGAAUUGGAAAUAAACGUACUACGCAGAGGAUAUGAACUUUCAAAUUUCACUUUCAAUUUGAUUGUAUAAGUGCUUUCUAAACAUUUUAAAUGUAAUUUUGUAGAUUUUAUAAGUAAUGUUAUAUUAAAGACUUUAUUAUAUUUUGUACUUAAUGCAAAUAUUCUUCAAUAAAAAUGUUUUUUUUUAUAUUUUUAA